GUUGAAAAGCAGUUCAUUAAGCUAAUUACUAGGAUGAAUGGGUUGUUCCGGCUGGGACCCGCUCCUGGGAUUCGGGGGUGAAAGAUGUUGUGAAAUAUCACUGUUACUCAAUGAGAAAAUUCACUGCAGACUCUUUCACAGCAGUUGAUGGGUGUUGUGGGUAUCAGUUUAUGUAAGCAAUGCCCUUCUAAAUGGGAGACAGCUAAUGAUCUUGAUUUGGUUUCACAUUUAAUUAUUAAAACCUAUUUUUAAUUGCAGAUCUUAUAAUGAUGAACAAAAUAAUUGGUGCUGCAAUUAUUAUAGGACUGCCAUUUCCUGCAGCAUGUAUUACAUUGAAGCUCCUGCGGUAUUGUACAAUGUUCUCAGGGAAGACGUUCCACUGCGCCGAAUGGGGACCCCACCUAUAUGCAUCUCCAAGAUUCAGACGAUGUCUGCCUAUCGUUAGAGUUAUUUUGUUAAUUUUCUUCAUUUUCAACGUCAUCGCAAUCACUUCCCAGAUGGAGUCGCCAGGCCUUACACUAGAGGACAUUAUAAUUGCUGCUGCAUCGAUGGUGGGACUGGUACUUUGUCAAACAUAUGCCAUUAUGUUUCUCUGCUGGACAUUUAAGGAGUUCCCAGGGGACAAAUGGUGGUGGUGGCGCCUGAAAAUCUGCCACGUUGUGUCUCUUGUUACCAUCCUCAUUGCUUUCAUUUGCUUGAUUGCAUUUAAAGGUGAACGUUGUGAGAGCAACCUUUUUACCUGGAUACUGCCUGUUCCGCUAAUGCUGGGAUUUCUGUCAGCAUUACCCAUGGCACUUCCAGUUGGCCACAGCAGAAGUAAUGGAACUCGCAGAGCCAACCAUACUGAAAGAGAACAGGUAUUUUAUUAAGAUAAAUUGCUGCUGUAUUUUUUGGGGGGUUCAAAAUGAUCGUUUACCUUGCCCUCUUUCUUGCUCU
This is a messenger RNA of Leucoraja erinaceus (little skate), 936 nucleotides long. RefSeq lists its product as uncharacterized. The record is from RefSeq and is a predicted model, not a curated record. Bases 267 to 869 code for a protein of 200 amino acids. The transcript has 7 exons. NCBI's taxonomy places the organism in Eukaryota, Metazoa, Chordata, Chondrichthyes, Rajiformes, Rajidae.